UGUUAAACGAAAAAAAAAUUACUGAACCCAGUCGAAUAUCCCCAAAUUUCAUUUCCAAUUCCUGGGAAAAUAAGAAGUAUUAAUUGAAUGUCCUCCGACUUCCUUCUUCUUGCUUUAAUUCCUAAUAGUAUCAAAACAUCAGGGUAAAUUUAAAUUGGGUUUUGGUCAUCCGUUGGAGAUUCAGAUUGGGCUGUUGAGUGCACACUUUGAAAUACAAGAAUAUGGAGGUAAAACCAACAGUUGCUUUGAGGGCAAUGCUUGUGGGAGGAAUUGCUGCUUUUGCGAAAAUAGCCGGUGCAAUGAAAGCUGCAGGAGGUGUAAAGUUAGGAGCAGCAGCAGCUGCUGUGUCGGCUGCUGCAGCAGCUGCUGUUACGGGCUCAAAAAAGGAUCAACCAGAUGCAUCCAAGCCACCCGCCAAGUGACUUCUUUUACCACCUUUUUCCUAUAUGAGCUACUAGUGUAUGGUGUCCUUUCAAUAAUACCGAUGAGUGCAAUUGUUACCGUUCCUAGAUUUUAUGAUGGGAAUGGUCAGAUUAUAUAGCUCAUGGUCCUAGUUUGCUAGAAAUUGAACUCAACUUGUUCAGAACGAAACAAGUUCUGUUUUCGACUCUAUUUGCAACUCUACGAGGAUGUGUAAACCCAAUGAAAAUGGAGGUAAUCUAAAUCUGCAACUUGUCUCAUAAUGAACGAGAUUUUAGUUGCGGUUGUAAGCUUAGUGUGUCGGGUUCUUGUGAUAGCUACCUUCAUUUCGAAUGCGACUUAUACUACAACUAGUUUAUCUCUA
Molecule: messenger RNA, 784 nt
Organism: Amaranthus tricolor (Joseph's coat)
Lineage: Eukaryota; Viridiplantae; Streptophyta; Magnoliopsida; Caryophyllales; Amaranthaceae
Exons: 2
Coding region: 222-422 (66 amino acids)
Source: RefSeq, a predicted model, not a curated record